Patiria miniata (bat star) is the source of this 11794-nucleotide messenger RNA. It is a transcript of the gene cfap47, whose product is annotated as cilia- and flagella-associated protein 47-like. Lineage: Eukaryota; Metazoa; Echinodermata; Asteroidea; Valvatida; Asterinidae. The coding region runs from base 21 to 9848 and encodes 3275 amino acids. The record is from RefSeq and is a predicted model, not a curated record. Gene Ontology annotation, molecular function: protein binding. The transcript has 48 exons.
UUCUGAAAGGUAUAUUCACCAUGGCGGGAGACAUAUCGGGGGUGAGAAUCAUCCCGCCGGUGAUAGAAUUUAUGGAUGCAGAGGCCAACGCGGUGCACGUCCAAACUGUCACGGUGCAGAACAUCAGCAAAUGCAGCAAACAGAUUAAAUUUCAUGGACCAAAUACAAAUAAAUUCAAGUUGAUUGUGAAGAACCCAGACAAGCCCAUAGCCCCUGGCCUGGAGGUGACUGCAACUAUUGAGUUUUUCACUGAGGAGCCUCAGGAUUGUCAAGACGGUCUUAUCCUACUGGUUGAUGAAGAUGUGGUUGAGAUACCCCUCUGUGUUUAUAGCCCCCAGCCUCUCCUAGACUUGGAAGGUCCGGCCAAUUUUGGCACAGUAGUACGCAACAGCAAGGUGCUAUCCACUCAGGUAUCUCUCUACAACCAUGGCUCUUUACCGGGCAACUUCAAGAUCAACUACACUGGCCUGCAACCCAUCACCAUCUUUCCUUGCUCUGGGACCCUGCAGCCAAAGACGGCCCAAGUCAUCAAGGUGGAAUUCGUCACCAAAAAUGCCGGAGUUUUAAAUGAAGAAGUCCCAGUGCAACUGGAAGCCCAGCAGCCAGCCAUCCUCCACAUCAGAGCCAACGUCGUGGAGCGAUGCCUGGAGCUCUACGCCCCAGACUCCGAUGAGCAGAUUGACUGCAUCAAGUUUGGCAGUACUUACUACGGCACGGACAAGACCCAGAUGGCUAUGCUGUACAAUAACGGACCGGACCCUGUCAGCUUUGUCACUGUGCUGGAGGAGAACGCUGAAGGCAUGGAAGCUGGGACUGAUCUGACAAAAUCAACGGUCGCAACGCUGGCCACAAAGGACAUGGAUAGAGUCCGUAGCAGCACCAAUGAGCUGACGUCCCUAGUCACUGCAAUCCCAUCCCAGGGAAAGCUGGCUCCUUACCAGCGGGCACCGGUCUUCUUCCGCUUCAGCCCCCGCUACAACACGGCCCAGCAGGGCUGGAAGGGGACGGCUACCCCACCCCCUAGGCAGGACUUUGCUCUCUUCAUGCAGAUUGUGGUGAUUGGGAGCAGUAAAGGGUUCGGGGCGGAGAAUGACGCAGGGAAACAGAAUGGAAAUGAAGGUACCAAAGUAGAGGUAGCUCUCACCGGCACGGCCCUGCCUGUCCUCCUCAGCCUCUCCCCGACCAAUCAUUUUGACUUUGGCGAGUGCCCUGUCGGCGAGCACGUAGACACCCUCUGCACCCUCCGCAAUGACGCCACCCACCUCCCAGUCUCCUUCGUCUGCCGCCAGGUGGCACAGUUCUGCGUCUACCCGUCCUUCGGGAAGCUGACCCCCGGGGAGUCCCAGGACCUGAUCUUCUCCUUCAAGCCCAACCAGUACGGCUCCUUCAAGCUCAGUCAAGUCAUGGACGUCCUGGGAUCGGUGGCCGAUGAGGGGGAGGAAGCCAAUCCACUGGCCACUCAUUUGGAGGCCAUUUAUGGCCUGCAUAUCUCCCUGCAUGGUGUCAGUAAUGCCGAGUCGAAGAAGAGAGAACCCAAAUUCAACCCUGGCAUUACACCCCGUGUAGUUGGUGAGGUUGGUCAAUUCGUCGAUGUCACUAUGGAUGAAGCUAAACCCUAUGAACCCCGGGCGGCCAUGUUAGGAGCCCCAAAGACUAAAGGCCUUCAUGCUACCAGGUCAGCCGGGCACAUACCAGACGCCAGAGCCCUGGUGGCUUACCCUAAUGACCGAGCACGCAGUAUCAGGCCCAGCUACAGACGAGUUCAGUACAAGACUAUUUUUACCAAGACCGAGCGCCACACCUACGUUGAUCCGGACUAUGCCUACGAUGACAAUGAACUGGCUACCAUUCAGAAACACAAGAAUGUCUACAACGACUACCUGAAGAACAGCCGAGAACGCAGGAUUGGAAAAACAAAAGCCAAGGAGUUUCUGGAGCUUGACAAUGACAAGGACAUCGGUCUGAAGCCAGCCUCUGGGCUGAAACCGGGCAAACUGAAAGUGGACGAAAUUAAACCGCCAACUAAGACACCAAGUCCACGGGACAAAUCUCGUCGUAUGCUGAGCUCCAAGCAGCUAGCUGAGAAGGAGCUCAACUCUACCUCGCGUCCCUUCAGCCGAGGCCUCAAUGCCGUGCCCAUGACGCCCCAAGAGAAGGCCGAUUGUAAGAAGAUUCUCACUCCGCAACAGCUACAUCAGGUGGUCAUUGGUCCACCAACCAUAGACUUUGGCCAGGUCUGUCUCAAAUCAACCAGCGUACAAAAACUCAGCAUCAUCAAUAACCUGGAUCAGUUCAUCCAUGUUGAAGUUGAUAUUGAUUGUCGUGAGUUACGACAGACCAGCCCCUUGUCUCAAGUUGUUCCUCCAAACUGCAAGGCAGCACUUCCACUCAUCUUUGAAUCCAACACCAAGGGACGAUUCCAGAGGAACGUAACAUACACCGUCAACAAAUUGAACAAGGAGCAUGUGAUAGUCUAUGCUGAUGUGGUCGCGGUAGCGUUGGAGUUGUCAACAGAGAGAUUGGAGCUCAAGCCUACCCCAGGACUGCCAGCUGAAGCAGGUUUGAGAGACAUCAUCACCUUACGUAACUCCCGUAACUACCCGGCCGAGUUCACAUGGCAACCCAUCCUGGGUGAGAGGGGUACUGCCUUCUCCAUCAGACCUGCAUCCGGCACUGUGGACCCUCUGAAGGAUUUAGAAUGUGAGGUCGUCUUCCAUCCGUCCUACCAUGCACCAGAAGAUGGAGAGUUUGCUCUGAAGGUGCACGGUGGGGACACGCUCAAACUCAAAUGCUUCGCUGAUCUCGGUUCUACACAAGUGAUGUUCAUGGAAAGACGAGUGUUGUUUGGUCAGGUCCCUCUUCAUCUGACUACCUCCAGGUCUGCUGUGCUGCAAAACACAAGCCAGAACCACGCUUACUUCCAGGUCGUGGAUCCCAGCCCGGUACCCGGCCUCACCGUCACACCAGUCCAAGGCGUGGUUCCCGUGGGCGGUACCACUGAGCUAGGCAUCUACUUCACCCCUGGAGCUGUCAUGAAGUUUGACACCAGGCUAGAGGUGGCUAUCAGAGGCUGGAAGACUAUUGAGCUGAGGAUGGGGGGCACCGUGGAACCUCCCAUGGUGGAUAUCGAUGUGCCCACCUUCCAACUUGGCGGUGUCUACUGUGCCUCUAAUCUGACCGUCCCAUUCAAACUGAUCAACAAAGCCAGGACGAGAGCCAAGGUGGUCUUUGACUUGUCACGUUUCCGUGAUUUCUCGCUCAAGUUUGACGCCGAUGUCAUGGAAGAAUCUGAAGACACAAUGAACCCAGGCGUUUACAAGGUCACCGUGGGCGGCAUGCAGACCAUCAAAUGCCAGCUCAACUUCCAACCCACCGAGGUCGCGUCCUACGACUUCAUCAUGCCGGUCUCCAUCAACCAAACCGAGGCCCCUACCCCGGAGUCCACCCCCUUCCCACCCACCCCGGCCCCCUCCACAAAGAGCAUCAACCACAUCAUCACCCCACGGCCUGUCUUGGUUACUGUAGCGACCCCGCGUCGUCGCAUCGUUGCUACGGCGCUGCGUCAACCCCUACAGCUCUCACAUUCCAAUUUAGACUUCUCCUUACCGUCUGGUUACCUAGACUUUGGCGUGGCCGGCUCCCCGUCCCAGACCCAAGGAACGCUCCUGGUCAACAACAGCAGCAAGAGUUUGAAGUGGAGCCUGGAUCUGAGCAGCUGUGGGAAGGCCAUGGAGGAAGGCAUCUUCCGCUUCCUGAUGCCUAACGGGAUGCCGUUCCUGUCCUUCAAGGAAGGAGGAGGAACUGUCAAGGACACCUUAGCACCAGGGGAGACCUACCCACUGGGUGUCAUGUUCUGUCCAGAUGAGCCGGGAGAAUUUCACGCCAAAGUUCCCAUCAUCCUCAACCAUGAUGAGUCUCGACCUUACCUCCAUAUCCACCUCUAUGGAGUCCUCAAGUCACCCCAGUUGACCUUUGACCCGCUGGCCAUUGUGUUGACCCCGGUUCCCUUGGCAACUAAAGUGUCAGCUGACUUUACCAUCCAGGCCGCUGGCUUUAGAAAGGAGACCGUGAUUGAUGUUGAGCUUCCAGACGUUGAGCUAGACGACGGCAGCAAGAUGUCUGUUCUCAGCGUGACCUUCCCCGAUGACCAGACUAUCCAGCCUUGCUGUGGGGAUGAAGGAGACGAGGAACCGUUCAUCUUGAAGUGUAAAGUCACAUUCUGCUCGCCUAGACCCGUGUCCUUCACACAGCCGGUCAAGUUUGUGGAUACUCAGGGAAACAGUUUCUCCAUCCCAGUCACGGCCACCGCCGAUAACUGCCUCCUGACAGCCUAUCCCUUCGUAGCCCAGCACCGCACCGACUUCCAGAUCGUCACCGAGCAGGGACAGACCCUGCGAGGGCGGCGUUCAUCGGCCAACUCUAAAGAGAGUCUGGGGAACGUCGGGGAAGCGGUCAUGAUCCCCGUGGAGUCACCGAGUAGACCAUCUACUCAGAGAAGCUCGGCUAGUACCAGCUCACGGUUUGGUGCAACCACCUCGACCUACGAGGAAUCUACUGACAGCAUCACAGAGUCUACCUACCGUAGCACUCCCCGGGACGGAGCCGUCAACCGUGCCGUUGCCGACCGUUCCAUCAUCGACCCAGAGAGCCGGCUUGGUCUAGCCUCCCGCUCCCUGGGCUCCGCAGCCUUCCCUAACGAGGACACAGAGGAAGGAGUGUUCCAUCAGGAGGUCCUGAUGGCCAUACAGAGAUGGAUCACGCUGCAUGGAUGGUCUGGGGGUCCCUACCCGGUCUCCGUACCUGAAGGACUGAGAAGUGGAGUCGCCAAGAACUCUGCUCCUGAGCAAGCCCGCGACAAGGCCUCCCAGGGAAGCCCUGCCACCAACAACUCCAAGACCAGUCGCAGCAAGACCAUCUAUGACCUAAUGGCUCAUAUGAGUGGUCGUCUGGUACCUGGAAUCCCCAUCAACCAAGCCCUGCCUGCUGAUCCUACCGAGAGGGUCCUGCAGCUGCACUGGCAACACUCUACUUUGCUGACUUUCUUGAGGAGCCAAGGUGCCUCUGUGGCCAACGUCAAGCCAGAGUACCUGUUUGAGCCUCAGGACUACCAACGCUGGGUCAAACUCCAGGAGCAGAUACGAGACAGGAAGAAGGCCCAGCAACAGGGCAAGAGCACGGUGGCCAUCCGCAUCCAAGAAGCACCCCUGGACGAGAUCCUGUUUGAGUCCGUCUCCAAGAGAGCUUGGACUGAUCUACUGCUCCAGACACUGAAGGCUUUGGUGCUAGCCCGCAUCACACCGCGUCAAUUCAAAGCUCUCUCAUCAGGAUCAUCCAGCUUGCCAGCCAUCAACCCAGACCCACUGUGUAGUAACAUCUACAGCGUAGGAGAACGUAUCUUACUGGCCUGGCUGAACCAUCACUAUGAACAGCAGAGACACAAGAUAUGGAAGGACUGCGAUAAAGGUGGGGUCCCACCCUCUCGAUGGGUAGUCAACUUUGACUAUGAUCUCCUGGAUGGCUUGGUGCUUGCUGCAGUGCUCGCAGCUCAUGUACCAUUCCUGAUCAAGAGCCAUCUGCAGAGCAUGUACACACAGCCAGCAACUGCCGAACAAUGCCUUCACAAUGCCCUCCAAGUGGUCAAUGCAUUCAGAUACAUCGGGCUGGACUAUGAUAUUCAGGCUAUAGAUGUCACUGAUCCCAACCCCAUCUCCCUGCUACUACUGUGCGUUCAUCUGUACCAACGCCUGCCCCAGUACACACCACGGACUACCGUUGAAUUUGUAGGGUCGCUGCAUGCCUGUGUGGCACGUCAGGUUCGCCUGACAAACCCCAGCACAAAACCCCUGAUCUACCACGCAAUGAUUGCCGGCCGCGAUGCCAGAGACUUCACCCUACCCAGGGGCAACACUGUCAGCAUCGCCCCCAAGGGCAAGCACGACCUACCUGUGGAAUUCACCAGUAGGUUCCUACGUCCUGCGGAGGGAGUACUGGUGCUUGUUGGAAGGAGGGCUGGUGCUGCUUGUGGUACCACCUUGGUCUUCAACCUGAGGACUUCAAUUGAUAACAUCACGCCCUCUACAACAGUCAAAUGCGAGUCCCCUUGCUACGAGCUACACAAGGUAGAGUUGGAGGUCACCAACCCAUUCGACCAGGCAGGGGAGUUCCGUAUCGUCCUGGUAGAAGCCAAGAGCCCCUUCCCUGGAACUGACGCUACCACUCAGAAGAAUGGCCUGCUUAACCAGAAACAGGGCCCUCCUAAGAAGGUCCGAUCCAAGACGGAUCACGGACAGAAGAAAGAGAGGACUCCCAGCCCUCCGAAAGCUGACAAUCAGAGCCCAAGGAGUGAGCUAUUUGAACAGGACAGCAGUAACCAGCUGAGUGCCUUCCACUGCGCCCGUCAGUCCCUCCAGCUAGACAGCCACAGCUCGGCGGUCAUCGCUAUCGACUUCCUCCCAUUCCACACCGGCAAGCGCCAGUGCUCUAUUCUCUUCAUCAAUGAAUCCAUCGGGGAGUUCCUGUACUCCAUCGAGGCUGUGGCUGGCCUGCCCAUGCCGUCAGCACUGCCUUACAUGCCUACUAAGCACAGCGUACGGAUCAGCAGUGCUGCUGCAGCAGGCAAUGGCCGUGGUGUCUACGGCGGCGAUGAUCGCAUCAUCUACUGGCGUUGUGAUAGCAACACUGUCCUCCACGAGGAGCUCACCAUCCCUAUCACUAACGCUGCCAGGGAGAAGGCCUUGGUGAUUGCCGCUCAGCAGAGGAUGACUGAGACAGAGAUCAGACGUCGUCAGACUACUGGCACCCUGGCUAGCGGAUCAGUGACGGCUGCUAUUGCUGCGCUGGGAUUGACUGAUGAAACGGUUCUCACAGGUAAAACCAGCGCCAACCCCAACUCCAAAUCAGACAAACCAGACGGUUGUCGCUUCACAGUGGAGGUCAACUCGAAAUACUUUGAGUCGCCAUCGUCUGUCUUUGUCCCUUCACCUUUGACCCUGAAGCCCAAGUCAGCCGCAGAGAUUGUCACCAACGGUCACAUGGUGGACCGCUCUUCAGCCGGGCUGGUCGGAAAUGCAGGUGUUAUUCUGGACGAUGGUACGGUCCGGCUGCCGGUCAAAUUCACUCCCAAGAGUGCCGGUCACUACCCAUGCCGUGUGGUCCUACGAUCAUCCAAUGACAUCCGUGUCUAUCUGAUUGAGUGUACAGUCAAUCCUGAAGGGACGGCAGCUCAGAUUGAGUUCACUGCGCCGGUGCAUCAGUCGGUGUCUCAGGAAAUACCACUGGUGAAUCAGACCAGCGUUGAUUGGCCCCUGACUGCAUCCAUUGAUGGCCAGGGAUUCUACGGUCCUCCCUUCAUCAUGGCCAAGGCAAUGCAGACUACACAGUAUCCACUCAUGUUCAGACCGGCCUUCGAGACCCUCGUCUCGGGCAAGUUGGUGUUGACUAACAGCGAGGACGGCACAGAGCAUCAUUUCAGACUCAAGGGAGAAGGGCAGAAGCCGCUGGCUCUGGAUCACGUUAUCUUAGAAUGCCAGGCACGUCAGUCCGUGAAGCGUGUGAUUCGCGUCCCCAAUGUCACCCAGCACAAGCUGACCUAUCGCGCCGUGUCCGAUCUCUCCAUCGUCAAUGGCACGGUGCCGAGUGUCACCGUCCUACCAGGCAAGGAAGCUGAUUACGUCAUCACCGUGUCGCCAUGGAAACGGGGCACAUUCCGAGGCAUCCUGUCCUUCAUUGCUGGAGGCACAGAUAAUCUCAAAGAUGAGGCAUCACCUGAAGACAGCGACGCCCCUUCCCGCCCAGACUCCGGCAAGCGACCAAUCAGCGGCAAGUCCACAUCAAGCUCCACCUCCGUCCACAUCCACCAAUCCAAACCCGGCUACCGCGUUUGGUACUCGAUUGAAGUCCGCUGCAGCCCGCCACCGCCGGAACGCAACAUCGAGAUCGUCUGCGCGGCGCAGUCGGCCGUGGUGAUGGAAGUUGAGAUCUUCAACCCAACGAUUAACGAUCUGACGUUCUCGACGGUCAUCGAGGGGGAGGGGCUUAGAGGAGAGGGGGAGGUGACGCUGACUCCAGGACAGAAGAGGAUGUACCAGUUGGUGUAUGCGCCGGCCAUCGUUGGGAAAUCAGAGGGAAGCUUGAUCUUCCAGAAUGAGACCGUGGGAGAGUUCUGGUACACCCUGAGUCUGACUGCUGAGCCCCCAGCCCCUACCGUGCUCCCUCACAUGGAGUGUGAGUUGGGUAAAUGGAGUCGUCAGUUCAUCACUCUCAGUAACCCUACAGAGGAGACCCUGGAGCUAACGCCUAGCUGCUCCAAUACUAACAACUUCACUUUGGAAGUGGAGGGAGAAAUCAAGAUCAUCCUGGCACCCCACUCUACCCAAGAGAUCCCCCUCCAGUUCAUGCCGUCCUCCCUGGGCCAAGGCAACCACCUGGCCAGGGUAGCCUUCUCAUGCGAGCAGCUCGGUGAUUGGGUCUUCAUGGCGUCUGGUACCGGCUUGACCCCUACGCCUCUCGACCCGGUCAGCGUGAGCUCGAUCCUGGGAUCAAACACCUCGCUCAUCAUACCAUUCAGGAACCCGCUGAACGAGGCAGUGCUGAUUGACGUGGUGUUGUCUGAUAACACAGAUUUGCUGGACAGGGCUCGCAACAAGCUAGAACGCAACAGGAUCCAGACAGACUCGGCCUUCUGCCUUCUACUCAAGCACACCAUGGGGAUACCCAUAGGUCCUAAGAGCACCCUGGAUAUACCCCUGACCUUUGCCCCCGACAACAUGAGACUGCAUGAGGCGCUGUGCGUGGUGUCCGUCAAGAGAGAGGACGGGUCUAGCUGGGAGUAUGAACCGUGUAGGGAUCCGGAUCAUCCGUAUGCAUGCAGGGAUUAUGAUCGGCGAGACACACAAGGUGGCCUGCGAGACAUCCGCUGGCUGUACCCCAUCCACGGCAUCCCUGAAUCACAGCCCAUCAUCGACCGUGGGGCCGUGGUCAGCUGCCAAGCACGUAGCCGUAUCGAGGAGAGAUUGGAGGUCUCACUGACCGGGGCUGUGCCGAGCUCGGCUAGCGGCUACCACCGUAGUGUGAUGACUAGGGCUGUGACUCCUAAAGGAUUGGAGAAGGCUCAUAGUACAGAUGGUGUGGUGGUUGGAGAAGGGAACACAGUAGCCAGUGAGUUUUCCUUUGAGCUCUUCUACAGUACUGAGGAGGCUCAGGCACAUCUGGAGCACGCCGUAUCGCUCAACCUAGUCCGUAAACAGAGAGAUAAACUGUCUGGUAUCGUCACGCUGGUCUUCAAUGUGGUCUUUGCUCCAUUCAAAGUCAUGAACCAUGAUGUACAGCUGUGUGUUACUGCAGCCACUGGCGGUGUAUGGCGCUACCCAGUCCGCUUCACGUCUACCGAGCCAACGGUCGAUGAUGUCAUCACUAUCGAAUCAGUGGGUCUUAGCAAGGAAGCGUCUGUGGGAUUCAGACUUACUAGCCAAGCAAGACAUCCCGUUGCAUUCAAUGCCUACUUCGUUGCCGGCAGUGAUCAAGAAUUCACUGUCAGCCCACAGUCCGGUGAACUGAAACCAAUCGGCACCAACGGUACGCUGAUAACCGUUGGCUUUAGGCCUAAAAUCUACGGCAAGAGCUACCAAGCCAAGCUAGUUGUACAGACCGCUGACAUGCAGUGGACCUACUCUCUGAUUGGUGUAACCCCGGACUACGUCCCUCCGACCGGCCAAUCACAGCGGCCCAUAGCCGGACCUCACACCAGCGGAAUGCGGCACAACAAACCACGAAACUACGUCCUGGAAAAUCUGAAACUGACCACGACUGCCGUGUCGUCACCGAUCAAAGGCGCUCCAAUUACGAAGUAGGGCGAACACUUUGGUAAAAUAAUAAGCAAUGUUAACCUCCAGACUGUUGCAGUCUGAUGUACAUAGCAAAGUCCUCCAUUUUCAAGCAGUUACAUGUAUAAGAUUUUUUGUGUAAAUAUGUGUUUGUACUUUUCACGGACUGUAUGUUAAGAAUUAAAUUGUAAUGACAAUGUAAAGGCGUGUUGAUCUGAAGAACCUGUAUCAAACCUAAUGGUUAUGCUAUUAAUAUUGUGAUAAUAUUGUGAAUUUAAGCAUUUCACAGAAAAUCAAUUGGCUUCUUGGGAACACAAAGACCAAUCCAGAGAACAUGUUGAAGUUCACAUGGCACAUAUUUUUUAAAUUUAUGCGCCGAUAAAUUGGUACUGUUUUUGUUUUUGUGAUUUUGUACUUUUCCUUUCCAUCCCAAAUGCUAUAGGCUGCUUGGAGUCGUCUUCCAACCAAACCAAAUUUGACCAUAUUAUAGUGUUUAAAUUUCAUUCAUUUUUGACCUUGACUUUUGACACUUAAAUUCAAUAGGCUUAAUAUUUAGGAUACCAAGACCAAUCCUAAAACCAGAUUUGUUUGUGAAUGGUGUUUACAUUUUUUCGUUUUCUUUUUGUAAGGAAAAUUAAGCUUUUUGUGUCUCCUAAAAGUAGUUUGGGGACACUUUACCAGUCCUACAUUCCGUAUGACCGUAUCGUCUUGUAUAUAACACAUAUCCCCGUAUUUAUGUUAUUUUUUUUUCUUUUUUCCCAAGCAUUCGCCUGAAUUCCAUGAAAAGUUGAACACAGAAGAAAUUCAUCAAAAGUUAAAAGUUUUCAAUGUAAUGUAUUCACCCACUCCUAUCAUAAAAAAUAUAAUCCUAUUCAGUUUUAAUAAAAACAUAUCUUAGAUUGUACGUGUAAAGUUCUUGUGUAUUGUUUAAUAAAAGAAGGAAAAUCUAGGGGAAAAAAAAUACAUCACAGUGUUGAACUAAACCCAGAAAUUUGCAUAUUGGUAUUUUUUUUACAUGUAAUUUGCAUCUAAUGAAUAUUCAUUUAUGAGUGCUUCUGGGUAUUUUUUUUUUUAUUUUUGAAAUGUGUUAGCCUAAGGUUUAUAUAUAAGGUCCGAACACAAUUUUCAACAAGAGCCAGUAGCUCAGUAGGACGCGCUCAGGAUCUGAAACCGGGAUGUCCCCGGUUCAGGUCCUGGGUCCGUCCUGAGGAGCUUUUAGACUUUUUUCAAAAUAUAUACUAAGUUUUCUGACAAAAUUGUGCAUGGGUGGGAGUUGAACCGGGAACCUUUGGGUAUGUAGCCUUACACUCUUACCACUACACCACCGGGUUUUUCUUAAAAAAGUAAGGAUUCUAAUAAUUAAAACCCUUAGGUUGUUCUGACUUAGUCUCCAGAGAGAGUUGGAAGCUGAGGGUAGAGGCCUUGGGUCUGGGGUAGGAAUUUGGACUUGGGUCUUGGCUGGUCAGCUUGCUGGUUUAAUUUACUAGCUGGAUGGUUGAUACUUAUACUUAGAAAUCUUUCUACUCUAUCUUGUUCCAAGGGAAGUAUUAAGCCUGGAUACUUAAUUUUGCUGGGAAUUGAGAGUUUAUUUUUUUCAAGGCAUUUUUAAAAGUGCUACUAAGACUGUAUAUCUGCCUGUUCAUAAUAUUACAAUUUAGGAAGAGAAGAUUUGAAAACAAACACAUAGGAUUGAAGCGUGUAACAAUGCUAACAUGUUUUACUUGUCAUGCCAUGGUUUGGAAUUUAUUUCUGCAUUUUGCCAUUUAAAAAAAACCAGCAGUACAUAUACAUGUAUACACCAAUAUGGGUUCAGUUAAUUUACAUGCUUACAAUGAGACAUAAUUCCGUAAAGGUAAAUUAAAGUGACAGUCAAUUUCAUAAGAAAUUUAAGACAAUUUUACUAGUUACAUUUGCAGGGGUAUUUAACUUAUUUUAACACAAUUUAUGUAAUAUGCUCCAGUUUACAACUGUAA